Molecule: messenger RNA, 1133 nt
Organism: Lolium rigidum
Lineage: Eukaryota; Viridiplantae; Streptophyta; Magnoliopsida; Poales; Poaceae
Exons: 2
Coding region: 1-1002 (333 amino acids)
Source: RefSeq, a predicted model, not a curated record
AUGACGACGAGCAAGCCGGUGGAGUACGAGCGGGCAUCGCCUCAUCGCGAGCAGCGACGACCCCGAGGACUGCUCAGGGUUGCACGCGGAGUUCAUGGCGUCCUUGAACGACAAGGACGCUGGAGGGGCGACAUCCACGCGGCGAUCGCCAUGUCCAUCCGCGACGCUGGGAUGCCACCUGUCAACCUCACCGACGACGAUGAAGUUGGGCCCAGCGGCGCGGUGAAGGACGAGCCCGUCGACAAGCCUGACAAGCACGGCAAGCAGGACAUCAUCGACGAUGGCAUGUACAAUUUCACCGGUACUACGACGCCUCUGGGCACCGCAAGCCCCGGCAACAAAAUCCCACUCACCUCCACAUCUCAAGCACCCCAUAACUUGGGUAAUCAGUUGAUUGAUUACUCCGACCGCAUCAUCAAGGCCCGCGCUCUUCUUGGCUUCGUUUACUUUCUGCUGAUCGUGUCUACUCGAUCGAUCGCGUUGCUCCAUCCAGGGGAGCAGAUCGAGACUAUUGAGAUGGACAAGCUGAGCGUGCACCACGGGCAGCACAACGGCGUCUCCAAGCCGCCGGUGCGCCACCACCAUGGCAAGAGCAAUGGGAAGAGGAAAGGGGGAGGAGGAGGAGGAGGAGGAGGAGGAGGAGGCGGGAAGGGGAUCAAGGUAGUGUACAUCUCCAGCCCCAUGAAACUUACGGCCAGCGCCGAGGAGUUCCGCGCUCUCGUGCAGGAACUCACCGGCCGCUACUCCAACGUUGCCGACCACGACGCCCAGGGCGUCCCGUCCUACUACUCGCCGUCCUCCUCCUCCGACUACUCCUCGUUGGGACGCACCUCUCCAAUCGCGGCAGGUGACAGUACGGCCGCUGCGGGCGCACGCACUUUGCCGCCAGCGAUGGCGCCGGAGUACAUGGCCACCGCCGGCACCAUGCCUCUGCCGUUCCAGAGCAUGUAUGAUCAAACGGGAGGCGCCGACCUGCUUUACGGCCAUGACUACUACUGGUAGGACCGGACAUCCUCCCCCAGGGAUUGGGAAUUCUCUGUGUACAGUUAGGCUUCUUGGAUUUUAGAUCGGCUUGUAUCGGAGAUGAUGGUGUUCAUGUUUAUAUGAGAGCUGUUACGUCUGAACAACACUAA